Molecule: messenger RNA, 312 nt
Organism: Suillus discolor
Lineage: Eukaryota; Fungi; Basidiomycota; Agaricomycetes; Boletales; Suillaceae
Exons: 1
Source: RefSeq, a predicted model, not a curated record
AUGUUGCACUUUGAACAGCACUUUGGCUUGAAUGACAAGCAGAAGAUCUGUUUUCGUAUCAUAUGUGAGUGGUUCAUCGACAGACAUGUAUUGCAAAAGAACGAACUAUCACCACUCUCGAUGGUCAUGACCGGACCUGGUGGGACAGGAAAGACAUAUGUAAUUAAUGCAGUCAAGGCGUUAAUGGCACACUACAGAUGUGAGCAUCAAAUCCGAUACCUCGCACCCACGGGCUCUGCAGCAUCAUUGAUUGAUGGAAUGACGAUUCACAAAGGGCUGAGCAUCAAGACUAAGUCAAAUCGCAAUGGCAAG